Molecule: messenger RNA, 393 nt
Organism: Symbiodinium sp. CCMP2592
Lineage: Eukaryota; Dinophyceae; Suessiales; Symbiodiniaceae
Source: the annotation of a GenBank genome assembly
AUGCUGGAAGAAGGCGCUCACCUCCUCGGCGUAGGAGCCGCUCCCGCUCUCCGCUACCCCGUGGUCGCUCCCCACCUCGCCGCAGGUCACCUCCACCACGCGGCCGUGACUCGCGCGCACGCAGGACGCCUUCCCCUCGCCGUCGCACUCCAUCACCACCACGAAAGCGCUCGCCGCCCCCGGCUUCAGAUCCUCCGAGGGCACGGGAUCGUUCGCCAGGAGCCGGAGGAGGGUCCGGAGGUGACGGAGCGGCUGCAGGCGGUGGUGAUGCCCGCAUUCACGAGGAGACGAUUGGAGGGCGGACGAAAUACCGUGCUCGACUUCCCUGCGGCUCUUUGGUCAUCCAGGGCCCCUUGCGCAACAUCCGCGACACAUCGGAGCAGGACUUGGUGA